AUGUCAAGUGGUAAUAACUAUGGACUAUUAAAUUCUGAUGACAAUGACAAUGACAAUGAUGUAACAUAUCAUUAUGAAUCCAGUUCAGAUGACACUGAUGAUACAUCUAAUAAAAUGAAAAAAAGAAAAUAUAGAUAUGAAUACUUUGUAGGUCCUGUUGCCUAUGCAGAAAAUGAUACAAUUGAUGGUGUUUCUGAAAUAUUAUUCUUGAAUUAUAUUCUUGCUGGAACCAAUAAACAUGAUGGCAUACAACAAUAUGUUGAAUUUCUUAAACAUUAUCUUUCACCUGGAGUCUUGAAUCUUUGUCAUAAUCUAGAUAGAAUUUGUAGAAAAAGUUACCUUGAAUGUAGACAAUUAAUUAAAAAAUGGAAUAAGGAUAAUGAUAAUCCCACAGAUGAUGAGAAUUUAGUCAUUGAAGCCUAUGAUGAAUGUAAGUUUUGCAAAUAUACUUGA
Entrophospora sp. SA101 is the source of this 453-nucleotide messenger RNA. Lineage: Eukaryota; Fungi; Glomeromycota; Glomeromycetes; Entrophosporales; Entrophosporaceae. The record is from the annotation of a GenBank genome assembly.